Molecule: messenger RNA, 4257 nt
Organism: Neohortaea acidophila
Lineage: Eukaryota; Fungi; Ascomycota; Dothideomycetes; Mycosphaerellales; Teratosphaeriaceae
Exons: 3
Coding region: 476-3832 (1118 amino acids)
Source: RefSeq, a predicted model, not a curated record
CAAUAACCUCAGCCAGGCACAGCCAGCCAGCCAACUGGGCAGCAGCGCCGCGCUCAUUUCCUCGCCCACCGCGCUGCCAACUUCAGUCGCUCCUUUUCUCGCACAUGCAUGCAUGCGUGAGCUGGCUGCUGUCGUGCUGUUUGUCCAUUCACUCGUCCAUUCACUCCUUUCAUUCACUUUUUGCCUUGUUUGUGCCGGCUGCUUGACUUGCAUCCCCUCCUUUUUCCCCUCCAAGGCGCACAUGUCUAUAUCUGAUCGCUGGACAAACGUACAGAUGCAAUAGUCGGUCAGUUUUAUAGCUCCUGAUUUCAUCCAAUCCAGGAGCAGCGCCGCUCACGCUCGUCGGUCAGGACAAACCGCACCACUUACAAACGCCUUCGCGCAUGUAGAGAUCAGGCCAUCUCGACACUCCCCUCUUCUCUCCCUCGUCCUUCCUUCGUAUCUCUCCUUUCGGCCACCCUCCGAAUACCCAAACAUGCCGCUGUUCUCCCGACUUAAGAACAAAGGUGCGCAGCCGGCAACCCCCACAAAACAACCUCCCUAUACCAAUGGCCAGCUCGCUGUUGCGCCUCCGCCCAAAUGGCAGUCGAAAUGGAACAGCAGGACUGUUGUGCCUGCAGAGGUGGAAGAGCUCAUUCACGCAUGUACGGCGGAGAUGAAGUCAAGAGCCGAUGCCCUCGAUCUCCCAUUCUUCUUCCUCCCCUUCCGUCCACACUCUGAUCCCUCUGGCGCACGAUCUUUCAUCGCAAACUACUUCUCGUCCAAUGCUGCCGGCUCCAAUCAGUACAAAGGCGCCUCUUUACAACGCGAGCUCCGCCUGACGGAGGUCGUUGUCCUCUGCAGCAUCCUGAAGUGGUGUUGGAGUCGCAUGCCGGGCGGUGUCGUAUCCUGGCCGGUAUACGAUGGCUUUCAAAUUGGGGAGAAAGAGGCGAACAUGGCACGCAACGCUUUCGAGACCUUCAUCCCCAUCUCCGCCGACUCCCCCGCCCGCCAACGCAUCAUCUUCGACUUCUACGACCUGCUGGCUUCGAUUGCAGCGCACGGCAAGCUGAAUGGUUUCGGGGGUCGUAAGCUGUCUCGCCUGGCAGGCUGGUGGGCGUUUGAGCAUGCCGACGAUGGCAAAGGGUUCGAGGGCGGCUACCGAUCCUGGGCCGCUGCAGCAGACGCCUCCAGCCAUCUCUUCUUCGCAUACCUCCGCACACUCUCCCCCGAGGAGCACCCAUCGAUGAGCUUGAUCGAGAGAAUACCGCGCGCGCUACAGGCUCUACUUGCAUCGACCGAGUACCCGCCCGAAACCCCUACACUUCUACAAAAGUCCACUCCCAGAGUCGUCAUGGUUGUCGACUCCGUCUCGCCUACGCCCUUCGCUCUAUUGCGUCGCGCCAGAAACUUUGAAUAUCGAUCCAGCGAUCGCGUGUUGCGGGAAUACCAGGAAUUCCAAGAUCCCGUGGAUGCGCUGACGGACGAAUGCAAGCGCGUGCUGAACGCCAUUUCUAGCAUCAACUCAUCUGCAGCCAAAUCACGACACCAAAAUGUGACUCGACCGGCAGAGGCGUGGACGAGUUUCCAGAAUAUGGGCUUCGGAGACUGGGAAGACGGCACUGCGCAGACGGAGUCGAACGGCAUGGGCUCACCCGGCAGCCCACCCUCGAGUCCAACACUACAGUCUGCGCACAAGCCAAGGGAUCUCGGACGGCCGACCACGCCGUCAUGGGCCGAGUUCAUGUCUGUGGGAUUUGCUGAAGACGACUUGAGCAAGCCCUCUGCAACAUACCUCCUGCCGCCCGACAAACAACUUCCACCGUUGGGCAGUCGGGCGCAGUCGCCGACUUUCAUCCCACAUGACCGUGAUGUUGCACCCGGAGAGCUGGCCGCGAUCAACAAUGUAGAGCUCGAUGAUGCGUUUUGGUGGGUCUGGAUGACCAGCUUGGCUGGCGAGGAGCCAGCGCAACGCAAGGCCGUCUUCGGGAGAUGCGCUGUGAUUGAGACGUCGAUCAUGCGCGGCGCGUGGCUGAUUAUGGAGGAGCAAGUCAAAGGCGCCUCGCCCGAUCCCGUGGAAGGUGCAUACAUUGCGAAGUCGAAGCGGAGCAUCUUCAGCUUCAGCAAGCGCGGAAAGCUGAAUCGCAAGGAGUCAACCAACAAGUUGAUGCCGCCUCUAUCUCCUGUCCCGCCCGCGCAAUCUCUCGCCUCCCCUACCCCGAGUAGGAGGAGUCUUGCGCCGGAUCAGCAGUCGAAGAUUAAGGAGGCCGCGGCCGCACUAAAGAAGCAAGAAUCGAAAGAUGAGGAGCUGGCGACUCGUCGGGGACGACACGGCGAGGCGUCGCAAAAGACGAACAGUGUGCUUACCAUGGGCUUGCAGAGCGCAGCAGGUCCGGCUAUGAAGUGGACGACUGCGUAUGAUCGGAGUGCCAUUCGCGCCCAGUAUCUAGGAAACCGCUUCGCCGGUACGGGAGUCAGCAGGGAGAAUCUGACAUUGCCUGCGGAUCCUGCCGAUCUUGAGGGAUACUUGAACAACUCGAGUACCGUGCAGAGGGAGCCUAGCGUGCCUCCGCCGGAACCGUCGAACAUCCUGACGAGUGACCUUGGUCGGGAACUCCCUGCAUUGCCGUCGGAGGAGCCCGCGCCCCCUCCGGCGGGUGAGGUGGAGGUGCCAACUGUGCCGCUUGCGCCGGCACCAGAGCCUGUCUCACCGGGCUUUCAUGGAGACAUGGAAGAGCACGGUUCUGCUGAUAGCGACAAGGAGAUCGUACCGGAAGAAGCGCCUGUGCAAAGGGUCACGACGCUGGACCAGGAGGCCGCGAACGCGGGAUCUUUUGAACUUAAGAGGAAGCCAGUUCCCCGCAGCAGUGAUGGCCCGCGUCCCGACAGUGUCGAGAAGCCAGUGGUUGCUACGAGUCCGCCAAUGAACCCGGCAGCUCUCGCGGCGCAACGAGCGAUGGUCUCAACGACUUCGAGCCCCGAAUCCCCCCAAGACUCUUUCAAUCCAAGAUUCCAGAAGCAAGGCGGCGGCAGCGCUCUCAGGAAGUUCUUUGGCAGGAAGAAAGAGCAGUCUGGGCGCCCGUCUGUGGAAGGCGCUCGAGUUGGUGCAGGGCUCGCUCCACCCUCCGAAUCCACCUUUGGCCGCAAGCUGUCGCUCAUGAGGAAGAAGCCCACCACGACGGCAGCGCUGCCGGUGCAGCCCUCCAAGCCGUCCCCGAUGGAAACCAUGCAUCCCAACGCCUCCGAGCUGGAGGCAGAACCCGUCGCCAUCCCACCUCACACCUCCGCCUCCUACCCCAACUCCGACUCGAACGUCUCCCAAGCCGACUCCGUCCAAGACGCAAACCCAGAACACGAAUUCGCCCGCUUCGACCAAGGCCCCACGGACACGCCCUUGCACUCCCACCCCGUCGCUUCCGCCCCAGGCAUCAUCGCGGCCCCACAAGCCCAGCGCCAAUUCAACGUCAACGAGCACCUCGCCACCAAAGCCAACGAGCACGACCGCCUGGUGCAAUAUGGACAACACGGCGACGACGGCGACGACGACGAGCACGACGAUUUGCAAUCCGAGGCUACGAUGGAGGAGCACCAGGCGAAUGCCGUCAUCGACUCCAAGGACCGGUGGGCGACGAUCCGCGAGAAUGCGGCGCGGCGCGCGGCGCAGCGUGCUUCGGAGGAGCGGAGCUCGCAGAGUCGACCUAGUGCCGGUGCAAGGACGGAGGACGAUGGGGAAACGAGUGGGGAGGAGACCAUCGAGUCCCGCGUUGCGCGCAUCAAGGCUCGAGUCGCGGAGCUCACGGGUGGGAUGGACGGCUCCGUCGCCCGUCGAGAAGUUGGGCCGCGGGGAAUCUAGCUGCCCGUUGUGGAGGUGGGCAUAAGACCAGAAGGACCACAUGCGGUGUGUGCGGGCGUUUCAGCGCAGGGGGAACCAAACUUUCUCGCGGGCUUGCGGGUUCUUAACCUUUUCUUCCUUUGAAGCGUUUUGUGUGUCUGUGUUUUCGUUUGUUGAGAUACCACUACUGUUUGUUGCAAGCCAGCAAUCGCGCAAGCAAGCAAGAAAGCGAAUCGCUUUGAUUUCUUCGUUUUUAUCUCGGGUAUUGGGCGAUGGGCUGGGUGGUUUAUCUAUAGAGCGGUUCUUACAUUGCGUGCUCGUAUCAAGUGAACUGUCUAGCAUAAGGACGGAACACGGCUUCAUACCGCCCGCCACACGCAUGAAACAAAACUCCACCCUUACCCACCCCCCUAAAAAACCCGCUCCACAAUCCCCGGCAACCCCUC